Messenger RNA from Zingiber officinale, 1023 nucleotides. RefSeq lists its product as uncharacterized. The transcript has 2 exons. Lineage: Eukaryota; Viridiplantae; Streptophyta; Magnoliopsida; Zingiberales; Zingiberaceae. The record is from RefSeq and is a predicted model, not a curated record. Bases 208 to 885 code for a protein of 225 amino acids.
UCAUUCCCCGGUUCUUUGGGAUCGUGCUAAGUAAGAAAGAAAGGAAGGAGGGAAGCAAGCAAUUUAACGCGGGACGCGGUGUGUGUCAGUGCGUGUCUGCGCGCACUGACACACAGCGGCGUGACUUGGCUUCCGAUCCGCUCCAUUCUUCACGGCAAAUCGAGAGUUUAUCCGUCGAACAGGCGCAGGAGGAAGCGAGCGGCGGCCAUGGCCUCGAAGAAGCCCGUCAAGGUCGAGGAACUGGUGGCCAAGAAGCUGACGCUGUGGCACACCCGUACGUUCCGCCCCAUCAUGACCCACGACGAGCUGGAGCCCCUCAUGUCCGCCGCAGGCUUCGUCCCGCUCCCCCUGCAGCCGCCGCCGCCGCCCGAGGGGCAGAAGCAACCCGCGGCUUUCGCCUGGAGGGAGUACGCGUCGCGGUUGGAGGCGGCGGCCGGCGGGAGGAGGAAAGGCAGGAGGAGGCACGCCGCGGUACUGGCGCCGCCUCGCCCGCGCCUUCCGCACCCCCGGAUCGACGGCCUGCACCUCAACACCUACAAGGCCUUCUUCCUCGCCCUUGAGUUCUACCUCGGCCCCACCCUCGUCCCCAAUCUCUUCCACGUCAGGACCAUGCCGCUCGCGAAGGCCCAAGACCGCGGGUUCGAGAAAGCCUACCGGCCCAUGAAGGACUGCGAGAUGGGCCAUGAAGGCAUACUCGUGUACCGCGACGGCACCCUCGAUCCCGUUACCAGGAUCACUUGCAGCCGAUUCGGCGGCGACGAAAUCGACGAUGUCAACGACCACAGCAGCAACGCUGCCUCUGUCGUCACCGGCGGCGCAGUUAACCUGUCCUGCUUCGUUCCGCUCAAGGAUCUUUUCCCAACCGGCGGCUUGAGUUCUCGCUAGAUUUUAAUUUCUUAGUGUAUCAGUUGUGAAAGCUCUUGCUUUAUAUAUAUAUAUAUAUUUUUUUUUGGGAGCUAUGUUGCAUUUUACUUCAGUGAAGGCCAGAAAAUAAAAUAUGAUGGUAAAAGAUGAAUAUGUUCA